Messenger RNA from Xyrichtys novacula (pearly razorfish), 11915 nucleotides. NCBI's taxonomy places the organism in Eukaryota, Metazoa, Chordata, Actinopteri, Labriformes, Labridae. The record is from the annotation of a GenBank genome assembly.
CGUUUCUGCAAGCUUGUUGCUAUCCGAGCCUUCUAUUGAGAGGAGCACGAGCGCAGAUAUUUAUAAGAAAGGCUAGAUGGCUCGAGGCGGCGUCACCGGCGUCCAUCUUACCACAGAACACCAUUUUGGUACGCUCAGAAGGUGAGCUAUCUGCAUAAUGAAAGAUACUGUUAACUCGCUGAAAUAUUGACGGAUUUACAAACGAAUUUGUUUAUUAAAACCUUAAAAAACGUGGCUAUGAGUCAGGAUGCUUAGAUAUGUAGAAAUUGCAGCUUUUCUUUGAGAAAAAAAGACUGAAGGUAAUCAUGCAGCGCAGUUGUUUCACGGCUAUUUGCACGAGCAAGGGUUAACUUUGAGUCGCUUUUCGCGAGUUGUCAAGGCUGAGACCACAAUCAAGAUUUUAAUUUCUAGUAUGACAGCCUAUUUUUGUUUAAGCGACAGUCUUUGUGGAUGUGCUUGUGUUUGUUAGCUGUCUAACUUGGCUAACAGACUGGCUGAGUGAGACCAAAUACGUGUUACAAAGUUGACCCAGCAAUUUUACAUCAGUGAGAGAGGCAGAAAUGCUCUUAAGUUUUGACAUAACUUAAGUUGCACAUGCUUUCCAAGCUGUUUGGUUUGUUAAAAACAUCUUAUAUGUUGAUAUAUUAUUAUACGGGAAAUUUCUACUUUGUGUUUUCUAGUUUUUGAAGCAACAGGUGGUAGUCUGCUAUCGUGAGUAAUUUGAUCCAGAAAUCUGAAAAGGGGUGUCUGCAGCAAAAAAAAGAAAACGUUAGAGAACCACUUCAAAAAGGUGGAGAACCACUAUUCUAAGCCACUGUCUCCCAAACAGUGUGUGUGAUGGAUGGAUGGAUAUUGCCUAGACUUACAAGAUGCCAGUUCAUGAGACAAAAUGUUGAAAAUAAACUGUAAAUUACUUAAUCGGUGAGGUGAAAAAACAUGUAUCUCUAAAAUUCGUUUCUUUUUCAGGAGCAUGAAAAAAAACAGUUUUUCCCACAAAGUACCUUACAAAAUAAAUCCAACACACCGUAUUUCGCACAAUCAGGACAGAAAUGAAAAUAUAUAUUUACACAGAUAAAGAGGUACAUUUUCUAGUCCCACCACCCUAAUGGCCAGCAUACAUAUAAAAAAAGUGCAAUGGAGGAGAGUUUAAAUCACCCUCUUCAUCUUGUAAAAUCUUAAACAUGCCAUUUUUUCAAAAAUAUAUUUUAAAUUAUGCUUUAAAGUGUGUCCUACAACAUGCACACAACCCUAUCCCUGAAAACAUUGUAGCAAUGCAAAAGAGAAGCAUCAUGAAUCAGCAGAAAUUACAUCAGGUCUAGGAAUAUGCAACCAUCAGAGUUAUCAUUAGACAAGGUUAUUCAGAACAUGCAGCAUGUGAAGCUGUAAGAUAAUCGAUUGCUGACUGGAUCAAACCCUCUGAAAAUUACAUUUUAAAUCAGUAAAUCACUGUGUCAAAUGUGAAUAUUAUCUAGUCCGAGUUGUGCUAGCUGCUUUGCUUGUUGACACAGGGCAUUUUUAAACAUACAAACAAAAAGAAACACUUUCAAAUGUAAUUUGUCUUAUUCUGAUAAAAUAACAUUUAACUCAUUAACCUUGCCUUAGAGGUACUGAAAUAUCUCUUUAGGUCAAAGGUUAGGAUAAAUUUAUAACCAUAUGUGUGUGUGCGUUAACGGGUCUGUUCCUGACUGUUAUCAUUAUUUUAGCUAUUCAGGCGGAUGGGUAUCAUCUUUCAGAGCUAUUUUAAGCAAUGGAAAAAAAAAAAACAAGCAAAACAACAAAACACCAAGCAACAUCCUUUUUAAUUUUUAUUUGUUUCUGCUUGGGCAACAUUACUGGCAGCAUCAGAGGAUCCUGAGUGCUAAUUAUUAGGGACAUAAUGUGUGGCAGAAAAGAGGGCUAGAAAUGGUAAGAGACUUUGUUCUCGAGAAAGCUCUUACAUUAAAGUGCUUAAUGUUUUCUCUGAAACUAAACAGCCACAAUGGAGCUGAGGAGUAAACUGCCUCUGGUUUGACAGCAAAAUUGAUUUUCCCACAGACCAUUAACUGUUGAGGCAGAUAAGAUUUCCUGAACACUCUACAUGAAGUGUGUUUCUGUCAUUAGACUGAUGAGAUUUCACUUAGAGCAACACGUUGAUAUAAAAGGACCAGGAGAAAUAUUUUUACUCUCCAUCAUAACAGGAACGCUUACUGACUGUGCAGAACUUUUACAGUUGUGAUGCUUGCAGCUUUUUUUAUCACUCUCCUCCUCACAGGUAAGCAAAUGCAUUUCUGUGUCACGUAAAUUCAUACUUCAGGGUUAUUCCUGCUGCUUGUUAAUUCAGGAGAUUUGAAGCUUUAACUUUUUUUUUUAACAUGCCAUUGAACUUUCCUAUAAACUAGACUACUCAAAAAAACUUAUUUAACUGUGUAGGUAAAGAGUCAAACUUCUUCAGGGUGGGUAAUUCAUACAUAAUUUCAACUUUAUCUUUUACUUUUAAGUUUCUUUUGGGUUAAAAAUGUGAAAGUAAAGAACCAACUUAAUGUGUUGCCUGAUAUACCAAACCUCUCAGAGAUGAGAGAUAAAGAUUGGCCUUGCUUCAACAAUCUUAAGCACACAUGCUCCAAAAUACGUGGUUCAAAGUGAAUUAGACCAUACAAGUCUGAGCUCUGGUUGAGGCAUGGGGUGCAAAGAAGUUGGAUUAGGUACCUCGAUUAUUCACGUAAAGGUACAUGAGGGAAAAGAAUGAAUCAAACCAAUCAGUGUGUCAGCUCUCUUUUGCUAGAGUUACCUGUAGGCAGAUGUAUGACUAUUUCAGGUCUCAACCUCUUUACUAAAAUAGUGAGUUAGGAAAACUAAAAACAAAUAAAAAACAAAGACCGAGGGAGUUACAGUCAUUUAAACAAGAAAAAAUGAAAGUUUGUGUUAGUGUUUCAAGGUCAUGGAUCGCCAAAAAAAUUACAUUUUACUGCAAAUUGAGUGAAAGAAUGAAAUGUUUAAAGCUUGCAAACACUAGCCAGGAUGGAUCAUAAACAAAACUCGAGACAAUAGUUUGAGUUAGGUUCCGAAUCUUCGUACUUUUGAUGUUCCUCUUGCAGAUGGAGUCUCUCCAUGUGACAGAAGCUAUCGGGAUCUACUGCAUUUCCUGAACUUGACUCAAAAAACAGACCUGUUAGCCAUGACUCGGCCUGUGAAGAACCACUCAGAACCCACAGAAGUAGAGCUGGACAUGCUGCUCUAUGCCAUCCUGGAUGUGGUGAGCAAUUGAUAUAAAAUAAUUAUUUCGGUGUGCCUAAAAGUAAAAGACGAGAUGACAAUGUAAACAACCUAAAUUAAGGCUUUAUGUCGAACACAGCUGAAUGCUAAUGUGUUUGCAAGUGGGCUGUCAACCAUGUUUAGAUUAAAAUAUGGCCUUAUCUCUCCUGACUUUCACCAUAUAUUAUUUGUGUUGUCACUUAUCAAUCAGUGGACUAUGGUAGCUGGGAAGUUCAGUACAAAAUUAAAAAGUAAGAAACACUCUAGCAAAGUUUAAAACAAGUUCACAUUUAGUAAAAUGAUUUUAUAAACAAACAAAACAAAAAGUUAUGUACUGUGAAACAAAAUUGCAAAGGGUAAAAAAACAUUACCAAAAGGCAGAAACAUAUUUACAUUUUGGAAUUUUUUUUUCACAAAAUGUGGAACACUUUAACCAACAAUUUUACAAGUCUGUAAACACCUGCAAGUAACCUUGGAAUGGGUGAGUGGACCUUUAUGUUGUUAAGAAGAUUUAAAAAAAUCAUUUUAAUUAAAGUCACAAAUUUGUGAAAAUAAGGUAAUAGAUUUGUGAGGCUAUAGAGUUGCACAUUUUAUAGGAAUAGCUUAUCAAACCUGUGAGGGGAAAAGCCUCGCUUCUGUGAUUGUUACAGGCACAUGUAGACAACAAUGCAAACAAUGCAGUGAUUAUACUUUCUGGCUCUGAGAGGGAGGUGAGGGGGUGAGGCUUGGAGAUCAUUAAAGAAAACCUGCAUCCAACAGGUGUGAGUUUGAUAAAAUUAUUACAAAGUUUUGUGAAUGAUCUAUGUUGAAGUUUGCUUGGACUUUCCCUUGGAUGCAUGAUGGAUAAUGACAAACAUAUUGUGAUAAACUUGGGGGCUGCUGAACAGCAAGAUUUGAAUGAGUUUCCAACAUCAGUCAACCACAUACAAGCCCCCUCAAAAUACCACUGCACCAAAGUCUGACUACAUUACGGGUGUGUGAAAAACAUGCUACAAAGAAAAGAUCCUGAAGUGACUCAAACUGAUGUAAUAUUAUAAUCAUACAUGUGUCUUGAAGUCCUGUUUUCUGGACUAGUCUCACAGAUUUGCUAUUCAAUUAUCACCAAACUGCAGCUUUUGUUUUAAAAUGCAGAAAUGUUUUCCAAAGUGUAAAUUUGUUCUAAACUUUGAAGUCUUUCAGAAUUUGUCAUUUUGUGUUGCACCUCCCAGCCAUCAUAAUAACUGCAAUUUGUCAAUUAAAUGUUAUAGGAUUACUUGAAAGUAUGUCAAACUGAUGUGUUUGUUAAAACAGAAUUUAAAAUGUAAUGUCAAUGACUUUUGAACUUGUUUCUGAUGGUUCAGUCAUCAAAUUUGGAGUGAUAUUUGCCGAUAAUUUUUUUUACUGACAGAAAGAAAAGGAGCAGAAGUUUAUGUCUUAUGUCUGGAUUGAUCUGGUGAGCACUCUUCAAAGUGAAAUCAGAUUAGAUUGAACUGAUUUUUUCUUCUCAAACAAACUUUAUUUGUUUUAAUGUCAUUUUCCUCUCUUAUUUUUUGUUGAAGUACUGGAAAGAUGAGUACAUCCAGUGGAAGCAAGAGGAUUUCUGCAACAUAACACAUAUUUCUUUGCCUACGCAACUGCUGUGGAAACCAGAUAUAGCCAUUAUAGAGAUGUAAGUCUGAUUGUUUAUGCCUACUUUGAAAAGAGUAACUGCAGAUUUUCUGGAGAAACGGGAGUUUCUGUUAACAAACAUUUGGUGGCUUGUGUGUGAAAUCCCCGCCACAGAAACUCAGAACAGCCUUACAUCCAAAAUAACCCUCUUUUAAUAGCAAUAAAAAAUACAGUUACCAAAUCUUAUUAAAAAUAACUUUAAGUUUGAACCACCCCAGAAAAAAAUGUGUUUAUUGGCUAAUAGUUACCAACAAUUAAAUAUAUUGACGGUGUAAUCUGAAGAAUUGUGGAGUCACAGCAUCCUUGAGAGGACCAUGGAUGCUUAUUUUUGGGUUUAAUGGCAGACAUUUGCUCAUUGUUCAUUGAGAAAUACAAAAAUUGUACCCAAACACUGUGUGUUUGGUGGUGUAGCAGAGUGUGUUGUACCCCAUUACUUACUCUGAGAGUAUUUUAUGAAGCUGGGUUGUAUUUCACUUGAGAUAAAAUAUGCAAAUGUUGUGUGUAGGAUUGAGAGUGUUCCAAGCAUGUCCACCAGAGGGUACUAGAACCACAUAGCUAGACCACAUAGUGUGGUGUGACAAGAGAAGGAAUAUUCACAGUUGUGAGUGUUACUGCAGAGAUGUUGUAUCAAGCUGCUUAACUGAUGCCAGGAGUGAAUAGAUCUCCUUUCCACAAGUUACAGCAAAUGUGUAGAAAACCUCAAUGUAUGUGUGUUCUUAUCCAGGACAGAGAAGAAUAAGGUCACCCAGAGUCCUUACCUCAGGAUUUUUUACAAUGGACGGGCCUUACUCAAGAUCGACAUGGUACUGAUCACCACCUGCAAGCUGCAAGUUUACAAAUUCCCAUUUGACACUCAGAGCUGCAACCUCACCUUUAAGUCUGUCAUACACAAAGGUAAUGAUGAGUUGAGUCAUGUUAAUAAACAGUAUUUAUUAAUUGUAACUAUUGGGUGAACAUUUUGUGCAUUAAGCAAGGGAUACACAGAGAUGGUAUCAAGACAUAGAGUCAUGGAAAAAAUUAUUAGGUCACCCCUGUUUUCUUCAAUUUUUGUUCAUUUUAAUGUGUGGUACAACUAAAAGUGCAUUUGUUUGGACAAAUAUAUUGAUAAAAAUAGCUCAUAAAAGUUUAUUUUAAGAGCUGAUAUCGAGCCAUUUUCCAUGGUUUUCUUGGUAGCCUAAUAACCAAAAUCACUUGAGUUCUUUCAUAAAUAGCUAUCGCAUUGUUCUGCCUAAAACAAAGCUUUUAGGCAUUCCAUGUUUUCUCUCCUGUCUGUUGGUCACAUGAUACACACAGGAGUUAGUACUUUAUUGGAUAACCAAUCAGGGAGUCGAUUUCAAACUGUCCUUGCUGAACAAGUCACAUUUCUUGACAGCGCCCACUCAUUUUUAAGGUCCUUGGAAGUCUGAUGCCGGUUCCUGACACAGGGAUGGAUGAGUGCACGGCCCUCUCAUGGGCGACAAAGAUGUUUCCUGCCUUGACCAGCUAGCAAUUUGGUAGUACCAUGUUUGGCUUGCUUUUUCUUGAUUUAAGGAACAACUGUCUUGAAUAAUCUCCAGUUUUUGGGCUAUCUGUCUCUCACUCAUGCCAACUUCCAGCAUCGCCAAGAUGGCUGCCUUCAUGGCUUAACGCAAUUCUUUUGUUUUAGACAUUAUAUCAGAACUGACAACUUCUUAAGUUGUGCUAUGGCUUGAAUGUAAGCGGUAAACAACUCUAGGUCUUUGCAUGUGCAGUAGUGAUAAUGACAUGAAAUGGCCUCUUAUCAGUCCCUUCAGGAAUUCGCGAUGUUGCAAUCGCAACUAUUAACACAAAUUCAACCAAUCACCGUUAAUUCCGUUAAGGCGCUGAAUUUUCGUCCAAUCACCGCGGAUUUCCCGCAAAUUUGACCAAUAAACUAAGCCCUCCUUCACCACGCCUCUUCGUGACAUGUAUGUCAUCAUAUUCACUUCCUUGUUUACGUUGAGAAGAUGAAGACGUGCGACGCCAAAUUUACCAACGAAUAUCACCGCCAAAGUUCGUGCAAGUCUAUCUCCAGAUGUGUUACAUGUAAGCGGUGGUAAACUCCUCGGCGCUGCCUGCAAUAUUGUGGUACAACACAUGCGUAAGUCGUCGCUCGACAGACAGUUUUUAACCGCAAAACACGAAGGAGAACAGCUGAAAGAGGACAGACGAGGCAAGGCACAGUAACAGCGGCUGUUGCAUCCAGAACUAUAGCAGUGGCUAUAGUAGGGUCAAGGUAUGCGCUAAUAUACUCUUUAAAGCUAAAUGAGAGAAGAAUAAAAAACGUGUAGAUGAAUGCUUUUAUUUGUAUAUCAUCUAGUGUAUGUGUGUGUGUGUGUGUGCGCGCGCGUGUGAGCAUGAGUGUGUGUGAAAAAAAAAACAAGCUCGCAAAUGAAAAUAGUAAUUCAACUUGAUGCUUAUAUUUAUGUUUUCUCUAAAUUGUAAGAUAGAAUGCAACCCAAGUUUGGCUGCCAUGUGUGCCGGUUUCUCUGUGUGUCUGUCUGUGUUUCAGAUAUUUGCAACUGCCCUUGAUCCUGUGAUUUUGAAUAAAAAAAAAAAGAUCGCAACUUUCACCGUAAUUUUUAAAAAAAGCUGCCGCAAAAACAGGCAUUUUAGGCCGCAACAACCACAAAAGAGCCUGUGAAAUCCUGGAGGGACUGGGAAUACAAAUAAUCUUAAACCUGUCAAAUAGGACAUGAAAUAUUAUGGAAUCAGCUGCAUUUUUAGCUAUGUUCAUCGUAUUCUUCAGGUAAUAAACCUUAAGUGGUAUCAGGCAUUAACAUAAACAAGAAAUUGAAGAAAACAAGGGUGGUCUAAUAAUGUUUUCCAUGACUGUAGAUACAUGGAUAUCUUUUAAAAGAUAUGUUUGUUGUGACUGGUUGAAUAGGAUAAAAAUAUGGUUGAAUGCAGUAUUGGUAGGAAAUGGGUGAGUAAAACCUUUGAUAAGCCUUUGAUCUCUGUUUUCAAGUUAACCAUUUCUUACACGACUUCUCAUGGAGGUUUGAGUUUAAACAUUUGUCCUGUAACAACUAACAAUCAACAAAAACAUGUUUCUUUGACUAUCAAUCAAACCUUAAACUGUUAUGUUUUUUCCCCCCUCAGAUUAUGAAAUACAGCUUGUUUUGUUCAAUAACUCAAAGUGGACGACAAAUUGGUCGAAAGAGAUGACAGGCACCCAGUCUGAUUGGCUCUUAAUUAGCAUUACAUCCAUCAAGGGUGCUAUUCACAAAUAUGGCAUCUCUAGGAGCCUGGUUGUGUACACCGUAAGUAUCUAAUAUUGAGUAGGGCUGCAUUGAUCAACUAUAUUGAUUACUCUGUUGAUUAAUUGUGUAAUGUGACAAGAAAAAAUUUUAAUGUGUCCCUGCCAGUACCACUGUAACAAUGCAGAUUUACACAUUGUGAUCAUAACAAAGGAUUAUUUUAUCUUCUUCUUAUCUACUAGACCCAAAAAGAUAAACUUUAAGUUCACUAAAUUGCCUAAUACACAUUUACUUAUGAUACUAAAGUCGUAAUAAAGUUAUACACAGGAAUAUGACAUAUAAUUAAUAGUUUCAAAAGUCAGUCAUAAAUAUUGGUCGGUAAAUGCUAAUAAUCGGUCUGAGCACCUAUAACAUGGCCACCCCUAUUUUUGUCAUUUCCCUACUGUCUCACCCCAGUCAAGAGUCUGGACCCACCCCUGCAAAGCAGCACAAAGGAAACAGCAGGGUUUGAGCACUGUCAGACUUUCAAGUUUGAGAAACAAAAGCUUCAUGAAAUAUUUCACAGGUGAUUUUUGGAGAACCAAAGAAAAUUUGACCAAACUUCAACUUCUGUCUCAUAAAGACAGUAAAAUAAAAAAGUGACUCCCAUACUGGCAGCCAGAGUGCAGCUAAUAUGUGCAUGUGAAAACACACUGCUCAUACACAGCACCUAUCAGCAUUAGCUCCUAUCUGCUAGUUGAUCAGGAUGAAAUUCAAAGAAAAAUCUCACCACAGUAAGAUACCGGGAGGACUCCACUGCUUGUACUGGAUUUAUGGAAAUAAUUGUCAAAAUAGCAACGAAAACUAUGUGUUUUUAAAAUGACCCACAGUGUAUUGAACAAGCGCACAAUCAUAUUAGUCAUUACUUUAAUUACGUUAAAAAUCAUGAGAUUGUUGUUGUUUUUUUAUGCUGGUAAAUGAUCAUCAUUAGGGUCAUUAGAGACCAUUCAGAGCUUACAUAUGAUUGUUCUAUGGCCGGGAUAGUGUGGACAGCAUGCUGUCUGGAUUUAAACAAAGGCUGUUAAUAUCUACUUUAGUCCAGUCAUUCUUCAAAUACAUAGUUCAACCAACUGAAUCCUGAACCUUAUCUUACAGAUCACCAUGAAGAGACGACCUGUGCUCUACAUUGUCAACUUUAUACUUCCUGUCAUGUUGUUCCUGUGUCUGGAUUUGGCCUCCUUCAUGAUCUCAGAGAGCGGGGGAGAGAAGCUCAGCUUUAAGGUCACAGUGCUGCUCGCUGUCACAGUGAUGCAGCUCAUUUUGAAUGAAAUCCUGCCCUCCUCCUCAGACAAGAUUCCAGUCAUAGGUAAAAAAAUAAAUAAAAUAAAAAAAGCAGGACAAGUGGUCUAUUUUGGAAAGUUUUUCAUAAACAGUGCAUUAACCCUGCUCUCUUGUCACUGUAGUGGUCUUCUGUAUUGGUAUCUUUGGUCUCAUGAUGCUGAGCCUCUUGGAGACAAUUUUGGUGAUGCAUCUGAUGGAGAAAGAUUCUGUGUCCAAAGAAAGUGGGGCAGACAAAGACCAAAACCAGAGUGAGAGAUGUGGAGAAAAACAAGGCAAAGUGUGCGGUUGUAACAGUUUCAGAGAUGAGAUUAACCACAACAAAUAUUUUAAUGAGUACUAAGUAUUAUGGUUUUAAUCAGUCAUCUGAUCAGUAAUUUGGUUCUCAAGAUGUAGUUGUCAGUGACCCACAAAGGGUCGUAAAACAUGUAUGUCUUAGUUUUUUAAGGUGCACUAAUCUGUCUCAUUAAUUGUUUUAGGUGUACAAAGACUUCUUUGCUGUAGUGGAUCUGCUGGUGAAACACCAUCACAGCUGCUUCCAUUGGCAAGACAGGUCUGUAUAAAGUGGAACCUAUGAUAAUAGUGGGUCCAAAAAUAGUCCUCUACCAUUAUUGUUAUUAGGGCCCGAGGCAACGCUGCAAGCAGUGGGCAAGAGCUAAUUGUAGGAAUUAAUUAUUGUUAUCAUUAACUUAAAAAAAAAACCCUAGACAGGCAAAAAAUGACCCACAAGCGCACCCUACAGAUUAUCACACUGGGGGAGUUUCUUGUAGUACUUGCCGUACGCUGGUUCCAGCUCCACCAGAUUUUAGUCGUUUGAUAAGAGUCUGGCAUUGGACAAUUUGACACCAAACUUGUGUCUGUAUAUUGUAGCGCCACCUGGCCACACGUUUUCCAGUUAAUGGCCUGGAAUCCCUUCUUUAUUGAUGGGAUGCAGCUGAGAUUUGUUCAUAGGCACAAAAAUCAGCACCAUAUUUCGUGUUACUGUGCCUAGGUGGCGCUAUGAAAUGUCUAAAACAAAACAGCAUUCUUUGUAGUGUAUAUGAAGACAGAAGUGACCAUAGUCGAAUGAGAUAUUAAAGCUUUGUUUGGUAAAUGCUGUCAAAGUCACACAGUUAUACAGUUGGUGCAGACGGGUGAUUUAACAUAGUGAGCAAUAAUAUCAGUGUUAGCUGAGGUGACCAUGUUUCUAAACCUAAAAAUGGGGACACUUUAAUUGACUGCAAAUCCCUUUCAGAGGUGGAAUCAGCAUCUGUCAGAAAAACAGGAAAAUGGUGACUAGACAGCCACUUAAUAAACAAGUUAUUUAUUCACAGCCUAUUUAACACCUGUUGCAGGUUAGCAGCGGCCAGCUGACUGGGGAGUCACAUGACUCUGAAAAAGAGGUGAUGACAGGAAGCAGCAGGAAGGAAGACGGACCGAUCGGUUACUGGACCAGAAUGGCCAAAGCAAUCAACAAAGUCUUCUUCAUUUUCUACCUUACAACUGUCUGUCUGUUUGUAGUUUCAAUGUUUUAUAGCUGGAUCAAAGAGGAAGAGGAAAUGUAGCACUCAAAAGAGAACAAACUGCUUUUUUAAUGAGAAACUGCAGAGAGAACCAGUACACAGGAUAGGUUAUGGUUUGCUGUUGGUGGCACAAAGUCUUUUGUAUGAUUCAGCUUCAGAGUAAUAUGGCAUAAGAAUCAGCCCAGAGGGUGAUAAGUCACAGUUAAAAAUUCAAAUAGAGGCCCUGAGCAAUUUUGCUGUAUUAGCAUGCAAGUAUGUAAUAAACUCUCUCUGCAUUAGCCUGUCUUAAGUUUUUCAUUCAUUGCUGGUUGAUUAAAAAACUAUGGCGGGCCAUAAAGGUGGUAGAAAAUGUAAAACACAACUGGACAAUUUAAAAAACAGGUUGUCAAAUAUGUUUUUAUAGGAAGAGUCUGCCGGAUUUUGCUACAUAUUACAUAGUACAACAUAGUGCUUCCCACUUGUAAACGCUACAUGACAUUAUUAUACUGUAAAUAUGGCAAACCUUAACUGUAACUCCCCUUCCUCCUUGCAUCCUCACUCCUCCUCCACCAUGCUGACUUUCCCUUUCUGUGUCACGGUAUUGUAGAAAUGGUACACACUAUGUCCUGCUCAGUUCAUAUAUGCAAGCCAAGUGAAGGUUCAUGGGAUUCAGCCCUGAGUGACUGUUGAGAAAUGGCUUAUCAGAGGUAGCAACUAAUGCUUCACACAGCCCUCCUUGUCAGUGAAAGCUGAGGUUCACCUGAGAGAAAUCAAUCAUUCAGGAGUUUUUGACAACUAGUUCAACAUUUUUGUAUGUAAUGUCUCAAGCAAUGAAAUAAGGACUGAUAGUUUAAUAGGAAAUGACCAUUCAUCAUCAUUCAAAAGUAUAAUUCAUCUGACUGACAUGAAAUAAGCAAAUAAUGUUAUAAAACAGCAGAGAAUUGUAUGAAAGCAAUUGAUGCAUGUCCGAAAGCAUUUGCAAUUUGUUGGAAGGAAUAAGGAACUGCUACUAUGAUGUGCAAAAAAAAUAAAUGUUGUAGAG